This is a messenger RNA of Mytilus californianus (California mussel), 849 nucleotides long. RefSeq names its product small nuclear ribonucleoprotein Sm D2. The coding region runs from base 120 to 479 and encodes 119 amino acids. The transcript has 3 exons. Gene Ontology annotation, biological process: spliceosomal snRNP assembly; RNA splicing. Gene Ontology annotation, cellular component: U5 snRNP; catalytic step 2 spliceosome; precatalytic spliceosome. The record is from RefSeq and is a predicted model, not a curated record. NCBI's taxonomy places the organism in Eukaryota, Metazoa, Mollusca, Bivalvia, Mytilida, Mytilidae. Gene Ontology annotation, molecular function: RNA binding.
CAUGCAGUUAUAUUUGGGGGACCAGUUUCAAACGUAUAACAAUCAACUUCCGGUUAAAGCGGCGGCACCAGCCAAAUAUUUUGUUACUGCAAAUAAUCUAUUUGCAUCAAUUCAUCAUCAUGUCUGCAUUAUUACAAAAACCUAAAAGUGAGAUGACUCCAGAAGAGUUGUCCCAGAGGGAACAAGAAGAGUUUAAUACUGGUCCCCUGUCUGUCCUGACUCAGUCAGUAAAGAACAACACUCAAGUCCUUAUAAACUGUAGGAAUAACAAGAAGUUAUUGGCCAGAGUGAAAGCAUUUGAUAGACAUUGUAAUAUGGUAUUGGAAAAUGUGAAGGAAAUGUGGACAGAGACCCCUAAAACAGGAAAAGGAAAGAAGAAAUCCAAACCAGUGAACAAGGACAGAUAUAUCUCAAAAAUGUUCUUACGAGGAGAUUCUGUUAUCUUGGUUCUGAGGAAUCCUAUGGCUACUAGCAAAUAAGUGUUCAGUGGUGUUCCAUGUGAAAUCAGAAUAUUUUGUAUUGUAAAAACAGGACUGCAAAGAUGCAGCAUUGUAUAUUUACAUGUUAUCGGACUUGUUGUAAUAAGUUGAUAAUUUCAAAUCCAAAUCUAGAAUUCUUAAUUUAACAUCCUUAAACAAAACAAGAUCUUUGUUUAUUAUAGUUUUGGUCAGUUGCCUCAGAUCUGACUAGAAGCCACUUGUUCAAUCAUGAUUUAUAUUUUCUGAACUAAAACAUCUAAAAUUAAUAAAUUUUAUGUUUGACUUGUCAUUUUCAUUCAAUCAUAAAUCAUUAUUUUAUAUGUAAAUUAGCAAAUGUUCAUUUUAUACUAAUAAACAUGUUGUCAUGAGA